Messenger RNA from Cylas formicarius (sweet potato weevil), 6225 nucleotides. RefSeq names its product E3 ubiquitin-protein ligase SHPRH. NCBI's taxonomy places the organism in Eukaryota, Metazoa, Arthropoda, Insecta, Coleoptera, Brentidae. Gene Ontology annotation, cellular component: nucleus. Bases 7 to 3660 code for a protein of 1217 amino acids. Gene Ontology annotation, molecular function: ATP binding; ubiquitin protein ligase activity; ATP-dependent chromatin remodeler activity. Gene Ontology annotation, biological process: protein polyubiquitination; DNA damage response. The transcript has 18 exons. The record is from RefSeq and is a predicted model, not a curated record.
GAUGUUAUGGUUAGGUUGUUGAUUAGUGGUGGAGACGGUUCAGUGGUGGUUGGUUAUUUUAUUUUGCUGUUUUUUGAAAUAAUUUUCAAAAUGGUUAGGAAUAAAAACUCACCGAAAAGAAUGCUUGCCCUGGCCGGGAAUUGUAGUUUGAAUAUUCAUAACGAGUUUAUACCUGUAAUCAAAAAACGUAAAUUCAGUUCCGCGAAAAAUAAAAGAGCGGCAAGAAAUUACACAGUGCCUUCUGUGGAAAUCGCAUCAAAGCAAUAUUACCUGGGCGAAACAAAAAUUGGGCGAAGUGGUGAUAGGUUCCCGGAUGAAUUUAAUGGCUGUAGUAUUGAAUUUGAACGGGUUGAGAAUGAAAUAAUUGAGCGAUUGAUUUUUCACUGUGGUAGUAGGAUUGUCAGGGUGAUUCCAGAUACAAAUCUAAAUUUUUUGAAAGAACUUUUGGAACUGAACGUAUUUUUUGUCGAGCCUUACUCCCGCGACAUCGAGGUGUAUUUUAAAUGGUACCUAAAGUCAUUGCCUCUGCCAAAGAUUUCUCCUAAAAUGGGAAGAUGCGUCAAGUGCGUCUUUGGUUUGCUUUUCAAUACAGGCUGUAUCAAUUCCGAGGAGCCAAAGUACCAAAGCUCGCUGAGCAACAUCGAGCUCGAUGUAUUGUAUUCAAGGUUAGCUGAUAGAAAAGUAGACCUGUCUAAUAUAUACCAACAAGGUAUGCAUCUUCACCAUUUAAGACCGAAGUUAAGACCAUAUCAAGAAAAGGCGGUGAGGUGGAUGAUAUACAGAGAAACUGUCGCGGAUAAUUUUAACGGCUCGCUGCAUCCCCUUCUUCGAAAAUUCACUUUACAAUCGGGCGUCGUUCUCUAUUUCGACAAAUAUACGGGUUGGGUAGGUAAAGAACCUUCCCUAGUGAACUCAUCGUGGAGCGGGGGUAUAUUGGCAGAUGAGAUGGGUCUCGGCAAAACCGUAGAGGUACUGGCCUGCAUUUUAUUGAAUCCCAGACUAAAAGGCGCCUUCGAUGGCGAGAAAUCCAGUUCAGACUCAAAGCUGAUUAUCAAAACUCAGAAGCCAAAGUCUGUGCAAGAGGAGUCGGGUGCUUCAACUUCAAGUACUGAAAGAGCCAAGCUUAGUGAACAGCUCGCAAAGUCCACUACUUACCAGACCUUGCACAAGUUAUACACCCAGUCUUUGAGCAGAUACUCUACUGUCGGAACCAGGGCUAAACCCGAGGAGCCGAAAGUGCAGUGUAUAUGCGGUAGCUCCCUUGAUCUGAGCAUUGUCAAGUGUCACGAAUGUGGAAAACGUCAACACCGCCAGUGUUUGGGGUACAGCGUUCACAAUAGCGACCCCUACAUGUGUCCCCAGUGUUGGUUACAUCAGCCGCUUCUCGAGUCGGGCGCCACGUUGAUCGUAACGCCUCGGACUUUACAGAAACAGUGGUGCACGGAGAUCGAGACACAUUUGAAGCCCAGGUUGAAAGUGCUGAGGUACGACGGGUUCGCCGCCGCCACGCCCAUAUACCCGACCGAGUUGAAUAAAUUUGACAUAGUCGUCACAACAUACAAUGUGCUACAGUCAGAGCUAAAGCUCACUGAAAUUAACAAGGAGUUGAAUCUGCGCCGGCCGCGUAAAUAUUGGCCAGGCGGCAGCCCGCUGAUUCGCAUCAAAUGGUGGCGUCUCUGCAUCGACGAGGCGCAGGCGGUCGAGUCCACUGGUUGCAUGGUGUCCGCGAUGGCUCAGAAAAUCACCGCCGCUCACCGUUGGGCAGUAACGGGCACGCCUAUCUCCAAAAACUUAUCAGAUCUCUACGGACUCGUCGAUUACCUUCAGAUGGCGCCCUACAACGACCAUGAUGCGUGGAGGUACGCGCUGUACGACCCGUACCUGAAUGGCGACAAGGACGCGAUGUACGAUUUUCUCGGUAAGGUGCUGUGGAGGACGUCCAAACGUUCAGUGUGGGAUCAGAUGAACAUUCCCCAUCAGACAUACGAACUUCACGCGUUGGAGUUUUCUGCGGUGGAGAAGUUCUUCUACAAUUCUGAGCACGAGUUGAGCGCGAAAACAUUCCUGAAUAUCGCGGGACGGUUCAAUCCGGACCUUCUUCUCGAUAAAAUGGACCGGCAGGACAUGAACAACUUGCUGGCGCCGUUGCUGGCGCUGAGGCAGGCCUGCUCGGACCCGAGCGCCGUGAGCGGCAAGGGCCGCCACCUUGCUCUGAAACGGACAUGCACGUCUAUGAAGGAACUGCUGGAUGCGCUCAUUUCCAAGAACAAAAGCGAGUGCGAGGACAGGCUGCGCGCCUUGAUAUCCGCCAUUAACGGUCUGGCCGGCGUGUAUCUGCUGAUGCAGAAGCCCGAGAACGCGAUCAGGGAGUAUAGGAAGGUCUUGCAGUUGGCCUCGGAAAUGUCGGGAGAGGAGAAAAAGGGCAAACUGACCAUAGAUAAGUUGCCGUUGAUACACGCUAUGCAUAACUUGGCGGAGGUGCUGGAAGCGCAUCCCCCUACUUCCGAGCAUACACUGCGAGACGACACGCUGCGGAGGGACUGCGCCGACCUGGAGCAACGCUACAUCGACAAGUUCGUGUCAGAGUGCGCGUCCGCCCGGAGCUCGGUGGCCGCAAUCACGGGCAACAUCGUCAAGACGCAGGAACAGUUUUUGCUCGAGGAGGGGCAGUGGUUCUCCCGCGGUCUGGUGUGGGUCCAGGCGAACGACCUCGAGGACGAUCUGCUCAACAGGAUCGAGGCGGCUGCGGAAAACGCCAACGUCGACGGCAAGCUGGUCGGUCGUUCCCCGAUGAUGCUACUGGUAAACGCCGACCGUUGGCGCCAGGACAUCGAUCAACUGCGCGCCAGCGCGUUCGACGCCGUCAACAGCCUUUACUACGAGGGUGACAGCCCGGGAAGCAUGGUGAUCUCUGCGGACAUCGUCACGCAAGCGAUGAAUUGCCACCUGCGGCCCCAGAAGCAAUCGAAAACGUCCAAAAAGUGCAAACUGUGCCUGGCGAAUUGCCGCUUAAAGGAUUACGAGGUCCGCCUCUUCCACAUGAAGAAACGCGUAGAGAUGUUCAUCGACAUGGGCCUGACUGGCAGCUGGAAGCCGACCGUGGAGGAGUUGCUGCUCAAAUCGUUGCUCGCACUGCUCAAAACAAAGAACGGACGGCCAGAGUUAAUAGCCGACGGUGAGAUGGACGUCGCAUUGUUCGACCUCUUCAAGAAGGAGUUCAAGGAGGUGAGGAGGUUCUGGACUCUCCUGGACCAGUUGGUGUGCGCCUACGACGAGCUAGACAUCUGCAAGGUGCGAAUGCAAAUGAAAACCGAGGACGCGUUCCCGGGAGGGAGGUUCAACAUCGAGCCGAACCGUAUUCUAAAGAAUUUAAGCUACGAGCCGGCUGUCGCGCACGAAAACAUCAACUUGAUCUACGAAAGCCAGUUGCCCAUGCAGGAAGAGUCGCUGCGCUCGGACGAGAUGUACAAUUCCGAGCAGCUAAAUCAGCUGCUCGGUACCCGGAACUAUCUCGAAACGUUGAAGAAGCAGCAGUACGAGGGCCAGAGUCCUGAUCCGUGUCCGGUCUGUAAGGGCGCUCUUGAGAAAAACUGGACCAUCUUGACGUGCGGCCACUGCUAUUGCCUCGACUGUUUCAAGAGGCUCCUCGAACGGUUUUAGCAAUGCUGUUCGGUUGGAUGCGGUAAGGGCGUGCUUCUGAUUUUCCCGACCAGGGAUUUUAAUUUUGUUAGGCAAACUCACCUUCCCGUUGUUUUAACCGCGGUGACUAAUGAAGGCAAACUGCAGGCAGAUUUAAUAACAAAUUUACGCAAUUACUCAAACCUCCUUGUUACUUUCGAAAAAUCGAUGAAAUCGAAUGGGUCCCCACUAACAGUAUUAGCUAUAACUAAAAGACAGCGAAAACUUUUGUAUUUAAGGUUUUCACCUAAUGUAUAGGGUGUUGAAGAUAUUCUGUGCUAUAUAAGAAAUGUGUUAGGUGUCUUAAAUUUGCAGAUAUCGACUUCAAAUUGAAACAGUGGAAAUUGGGUGCAAUCAAAUUACACCCAGUAUCUUUUAAAAAAAAUUACCAUUUACUCUAUCGGUAAAAUUCUUCGACCAGAAAAAGUGGGAGAUCCAAUGCUAUGACCUAUAUAUUCAAAUUUUUUUCAAUUAUGUACAAGGUGUGUCGAUUAUGGGCAAAAAAUCAAAAGACUCUGAAAAUUGCCGUUUUCGUUGGGUAAAAUAUUAGCCGUAAAUGAAAAACUCUAAAAAAUAAGAUAAGUUGGUUUAAGCAGUAAGUAAGUAUGUCGAGAGUGUCAGGUUUCGUCUAUCAUACAGGCUGCGCGAGAUACUUGAAAAAAAUCUAAUUGGAAAUCACUAUCAUUUGUACAAAUUUUUAUAUUUAUCAUAGUUUGCCGUGGCUUUGCAGUUUAGCGAUACGUGAAAGACUCUUUAUACUGGGUGUAUGCACAAUACACACCUCGAUUUUGGGAAAGUUCCAUUGUGGUCCGCAGGAGCACGAUAGAAAAACAAUGCGUCCCUUUAUUGACAAGAAACCGCAAAGCGGCUACGCGCUCCGAAGUUGCCCCGCCCAGCUACGUUUUUUCGAAAGCAAUCUUGUUCUGAUAAGCGGGGGCUAUUGACCUAGCGGACCUUGUCACUCGACUAGGUGAUGACUGAUUAUUUCGUGUCAGUUGUCAUCAUAUUCUGGGCACAGAUUCACGUCCACUUUAUUGAGUGUGAUUAUGCAAAUCGGACUGUAGCUUUCAUGACGUCCAGCCUCGGAGAAAGAUAAAACAGCGGCAACUAAUACCAGGGUGAGGUUUUGAAAUGUGUAGGGAGACUUUGAAUUAUGAAUAUAAAAAAAAAUUAUGUACUAAUUCUUGCUUACAAAUUGCAAUCUUAAAAGCUAACAAGAUUUACAGUAAUAUCCUCAAUUUUGAAUUUGGCCAAAUGCAAAAAUUAUCAAUAUAAAAUUAUGAUGGACCCAAUAUUUGAAUCUGAUCGAAGAUAUCCAAAUGUAUUAUGAAUGAAAAAGUAAGAGGGAAGAAGAAAUAAUAAUAAUAAUAAUAAUAACAAAAGUAAUAAGAGUUAAAAAGGGCAAAAUUUCAAAGUCUCAACAAUUGGAUCUUUUACAAGGCAUUAAUUACACCAAGGUACUCGCAAUGUAAAAAAAGAAAGCACCAGAGCAAAAAGAUGUUUCUGUCCACAAAUUAGAAGCAAAAGAUACGUGCAGGUGUUUUAAAAGUGGCCACUUAACAAUUAAUAUCAAAUAAAGAUAAAAAUAACCACUUACCUGCAGGUAUUCUCGCUGAAGACCCUGGCAGAAACGUCAAACUUGUCUGGUUUUCAUUCUAUAUCAUUAGUUGACUUGUUAUCAGUAAAACCAAUCUGGCAAUUAGAUAUUAUAUGAUUUUUAGUAAAAAAGAAAACCAGCCGAAGGCUUUUUCGAAGAUUUAUUUUACAUUAAAAUAAGACUGUAAUUCUCAAGAAUAUUUUUUUCUCCUUUUUUUAAGUGGGUUUUAUUAAAGCAAUUUUGAAAUGAGAAAGCCACUUACCACUUGUAAACAUUAGUUUAAUAAUAUGGCAGACUGACAUGGACAUGAAUUUCUUUCAAUAGAGAAGAUGUAAUUUUGCCAAACCCCGGCGCCGAAUCAAAUUUUAACAGGGUUAAGAAAAAUAGAACGUUUAUUAGUAAUAACGAAAUUUUCAUCUGUGAUUAUUUGCUGAUUGUUUUUCAAUACUUUUUACACCAUCUUCUCGCCCACAGUGACAUAAAGUUCACUGAAAAACUCGAUAAUUCUAUGUAUAUAUUUCUUUCAGGUAGCUUAUUUUCGUUUAAAACUUAUGAAGUUUUAUUUUUACAUUUGUUGGUGUAUUCGCUAAUUUUUUCCCGUAAUUUUUUGCUAUUGUUUUUGUCUUUUUUACUUAUAUUUUUAUAGUAUGUAGUUUUUUAAAAAUUAAUUAAUUGUACUUGUUCUUUUAUAUAAUUUAUAAAGUUUUUUUUAUAAAGUUUGUCCCUCUCGUUCAUGCAUACAUAGAUUUUUUUUGUUUAUUAAUUUAAUUUAAUCUGUGGUAAAAUUAUGAACAUUAGAUACAAACUGUCAUUCUAGCCCUUGUUUUCUCACUUUUUUCCCCGCCGUGCUCACAGUCGCGCGCGCCCGAGAUCAUCCAGUGUUGCCUGUGCCGUGUCGAACACCAUAUCCGCGAUGUGGCUUACAUCAAGGCCGACCCCGCCUCGCACGU